GCCUCCUGUCACCAUGGGUCUGGCACGCCCACGGGCAGCUGUCAGUCGGCUUUAUCGGCGCGCCAGUGGCGGUGAGGGCUCAUGCUCGGUCCGACCAUGAACAAACAGGACGUACAGCUGGUGAACGAAGGGGAUAUAGACCAUCUUGUGGCUCGUCUGGAGGCACACGGCCCAAUCACAGCGAAGUCGAGGUGUCUGCUGCUUCUGAUUCAGCGCGGCGUCAACACGUGCAAGCAUUGGAUCUACGCAAGCCCCGACACGUCGAAGCCGCUAGUGUCUAUUGUAAUUACGUUGGCCGCGCCUGACUUGCACGUGGUCGACGCCUUCGCGCCGGAGGACGCAGCCAGCAUGCGUCGCCUGGCUGCCGCCAUGCUGGCGCCUGAGUUGCACGAACAUCUGUGGCGGGUGCCGUUCCGUGCCGACUGCUGGCCCUGCUACCUGGAGCCGGUGCUGGACUACGUCCGUCACCAGAGAGAGUUCAGCUCCAGACUCAUCGAAGCCAACACGUUGUUCGUCAAGGAGGCGUCUUCGCCGGCCGAGGAUGUGCUGACCCGCUGCCCGCCGGGCGUCUCCGUGAGGCCGCUGGACGGCAUACACCUGGACACCGUCAAGCGUUUCUGGCCGUACACAGCGGUUACCCCCGAUGCCGACGGUGUGAUGCGCGACGGCAUGACGGUGGGCCUCAGCGUCGGCGUGUUUGUCGCCGUCGACAAUGACGUGGCGUCAUCACCUGACGGCGAGCUCGUCUGCUGGGUGCUGCUCAACAGAAACGCGUUUCUGGGCUUCCUGCACACGCUGGAGUCGCACCGGCGGCGAGGCCUGGCGCGGCUGGCGAUGGCCGAGCUCACACGGCUCUUCCUGCAGCGCCGCCUGCCCUGCCUGGUCGCAACCGCCGUGCCGUCCGUGAUGAACAUGAUGAAACCGCUAGGCUACAGUUCGGUCUGCAACGUGUUCUGGGCGCAAGUCUAUCCAGCAGAAGUCGGUGCGACGCAAGAAACGGAGUAAGAUGAUGGCGUCCAGCAGCCGGGCGGUCCGACGAGAACAUUAUCGUAGCGCGUAUAACUGCCGGUCAAAGUUUAUGAAUACAAACUUUGAAG
Pollicipes pollicipes is the source of this 1097-nucleotide messenger RNA. RefSeq lists its product as uncharacterized. Bases 82 to 1005 code for a protein of 307 amino acids. The transcript has 4 exons. The record is from RefSeq and is a predicted model, not a curated record. Gene Ontology annotation, molecular function: acyltransferase activity, transferring groups other than amino-acyl groups. Lineage: Eukaryota; Metazoa; Arthropoda; Thecostraca; Pollicipedomorpha; Pollicipedidae.